GUCCCUCGGACAAAGCGCAUCACCGAUCCACGGAAAGAGCCGAAUUUGUCAGCUCGGUCAUGUGAUCAGCUGUGUUCAAUCACAGCUGAUCACACUGAUCAUCAGGACACUGAUGAUCAGUGUGCCCUGAUGAUCAGUGUAGCCCCAGCAGUGCUACCUGUCAGUGUCCAUCAGUGCCACAUAUCAGUGCCUACCAGUGCACAUCAAUGCCACAUAUCAGUGCCUACCAGUGCACAUCAAUGCCACAUAUCAGUGCCUACCAGUGCACAUCAAUGCCACAUAUCAGUGCCCAUCUGAGCUGACUUUCAGUGCCGCCAAUCAGUGCCAUAUAUGAGUGCCCUUAUCAGUG
This is a messenger RNA of Staurois parvus, 349 nucleotides long. Lineage: Eukaryota; Metazoa; Chordata; Amphibia; Anura; Ranidae. The record is from the annotation of a GenBank genome assembly.